AGGAAUGUGUGGUUAUGGUUGUUUUUUUAGGCGGGAUUUUUUGACAGUGAAAGUGAAAAAAAAAGCUUUAGCUCAGUUAGCUACAAUGGCGGUUUCAAUGUUCAUAGCUGUUAACAGUACUGUGAAGUUGAACUUUCCAAUUGUAAAGAAGGUGGAUAAGGUGCCUAUUGAAUCCUUCCGUGGUUUGUACAAGCCUGUGCGUUGUUUUCCGGUAGAACAGCAGGUUGAGGCAGGAAUCUUAUGUGAGCCUUGUGGUGGCACUGGAUGGCUGCUCUGUGAUUUUUGUAAAGGUCAGAAGACCAAUGUGAAAUCUGAGACUAACAAAAUUUAUCGUCGGUGUCCAUCUUGUAGAGCUACGGGAUACUUAUUGUGCUCAAAAUGCAAAGUUUUCAAAUGUGUUACCUUCCCAAAUGAUGAAGAUGGUGAAGUUCUCAGUUUUUGACCUUGUAAUAUUCAUCUUCACUAAUUAUCAUACAUUUAAUUUUACUCACUUGCAAGUUCA
Molecule: messenger RNA, 502 nt
Organism: Solanum stenotomum
Lineage: Eukaryota; Viridiplantae; Streptophyta; Magnoliopsida; Solanales; Solanaceae
Exons: 3
Coding region: 5-442 (145 amino acids)
Source: RefSeq, a predicted model, not a curated record